AUGAAGAAUAAAGUCCUAUGCAGUCGGGGCUUUUUUGACUUAUUUUUCAAGUGCACUUCAAUGAGUUGGCAUCAGCCUGGUCUUGAUGUUAGUGCGGCUCCUUUACAUCAACUUACACCUCAUGGUCUGUUAUCAAAUGAAUAUCUUUCUGGGUUUGAUCAGAGUUCUGGUGGUAUGGAUUCGGAAAACGCACUCUUGACGGAGCAGCGUGCACAGUUGACAGGAAGAGAACUUCAACAACUUCUUAGUGUUGCUCACCAAAGUUUAGAUGAAGCUCAGGAAAGAAAACAGUCAUUAAAUAGUCAUAGAUUAAAGCCUGCUCUAUACAGUGUGUUCUGUGAAAUCAAGGAGAAAACAGCUCUAAGUUUGAGAAACUCAGCUGUUUCUGCUGUAGAAGAUGAAGCUAAUUCACCAGAUCCUCAGCUUUUACGCUUGGAUAAAAUGUUAGUUGCCGAAGGUGUAACAGGACCUGGCGGUAGUCUGAAUAAUGAUCUAAGUGACGGUCCUGGAGACUUGGGUGGGGGACCCGGUGAUUGUAAUCAAAUUGAACAUGCUGAUUAUCGCGCCAAAUUGUCUCAGAUUCGCCAGAUAUAUCAUGCAGAAUUGGAGAAAUAUAAAAAUGCGUGUGAUGAAUUCACAGGACAUGUUAUAAAUUUAUUGCGUGAACAGAGUCGUAGUCGACCUAUAAGCCCAGCAGAAAUUGAACUUAUGGUUGGUAUAAUUCGGAGGAAGUUUCGAGCAAUUGAAACACAGCUGAAACAAAGUACUUGUGAAGCAGUUAUGAUAUUGCGAUCUCGAUUUUUGGACGCUAGACGCAAACGUCGAAAUUUCAGUAAAGAAGCUACUGAAGUACUAAAUGAAUAUUUCUACUCUCAUUUGGCUAAUCCAUAUCCUUCAGAAGAAGCGAAAGAAGAAUUAGCCAAAAAAUGUGGGAUAACUGUUUCACAAGUCUCUAAUUGGUUUGGAAACAAACGUAUUCGGUACAAGAAGAACAUUGUAAAGGCUCAAGAGGAAGCAAAUAUGUAUGCUGCGGCAACAGCCGCGGCAGCAGCUGCUGCUGGAUCUGUGGCAUCUGGGACUGGUGGUCCAACAUCAUCUGAUGAACAUUCUGUUGGAUAUGGUCAUCCCGGCUAUGAAUACGAUGAUUCUAUGAGCCUUCAAAGACCUGUCCCUCAAAUGUCCUGUCCACCUGAUCAUGACACUUGGAUGGGUGGGGGAGGAGCUGGAGUUCUCGGACCGGGUAGUUUAGAUGAACCCGACUGCAAACGCAGUAAACUUUGAGUACAUCUAUGCGUAUGCGACAAGCUGUUCAAAUAACUUCAUUCACUACAUUUUACAGCUGAUGAAUUCGCCUUGAAGUAACUUAUUUGAUAAGCAUAUAUAUAUAUGCAUUCUCUUCAUCUGUUGGUUUAUGUUCCAUAUUUCGUUAGUUCUGUAUUCCUUUAAAACAUGUGUUUUGUAGAGAAAAUAAUACCGGGUUUACGCAGUAAUCCCACGCAAUAUAUACAAGCGACUAUGUGUAUUGUUAUAGGCUGAAUUGUCUCGGCUUUUUCCUGCCUUUUGUUCUAUUCUUUUUUCCCCGUAUUUUAUUCUUCAGCAUAUUUAUUUAUUAAUGUUCGUAAGUUCUCAAUGGUUAAGGCCUGUAUCGUGGUCCUGUCUUUAUAAUACAAAUAUCAUGUUAAUUGUAUUCCCUUUUUCUCUAUGAUGAUCAAAAUGAAUUCGAUUUUUUUUGAACAUUUCACUUGAAACAUUAAAGCCCUAAUAAUACUAUCUUAAUUGAUGUUGUCUCUGUUGUCGUUUUUUAGUCACCUAUCUUUUACUCUCUGGAGGGGAUGUGAAAGUGCAUCAACUUCCCAUUUAUACUUUCGUAUUACGUAUUUUUUGUGUCUUGUGUUUUUAUUCUCUUAUGGUUUAAACGGUUAAUUUCUUGUCUUGAGAAUUUCGCUUCACUUAUUUGCUAACUAUUCUCUCCUAUUCACUUACAUUCUUUUAUACUACAUUUUUUCAUUCUGUAAGAUGUGGGUGUGUAUCUUUUAGGACUGUGUCGUAAGACGAUUUUUUCUCUUUCAAUUUAUUUCAUUUCAAUAAAACAAAUUGUAUUACUUUCUCAGUAUUGUUAAUAUUCUAAAUAGUGGUGAUUCACUAACUAAAUAUUCAGCUCUAAGUUUGAACUCCACUCAUCUACUACGAUUUAUAUGUCCAAUUAGUUUUAAUCGCCUUCACAAACAGUUUAUCAUAAAAGGCACGUAUUGAAACUCAUAAGCGAAUCACAUCAUAAUCUUAAUUAACAGUUAAGAUGUAUAAAAUAAUUAAAAUUUCAUCGACAAUUGAUAUAAAUUGUCCAGCAACUGUAUGCUUCAUUUUAUUGUAAAAACAAAGUCGUUUUAAGCACUGU
Schistosoma bovis is the source of this 2395-nucleotide messenger RNA. The record is from the annotation of a GenBank genome assembly. Lineage: Eukaryota; Metazoa; Platyhelminthes; Trematoda; Strigeidida; Schistosomatidae.